CGCAGGGGCAUCGCAUCGCAUUUCUACACCUCCCAGCCAUGACCACGCGCGUUUGAACUUACCCGAACGAAAUUUCUCAUCGCCAAUACACUCUACAUGCUCGAGUCUACCACGCUGUGCGCUUUCCGCUACAAUGACCGACUAUUCGAAAUGGAAGGUGACCGAUCUUAAAGCCGAGCUGAAGCGGCGCGGCAUCGCGCAGACCGGUCUCCGCGUGAAACAACAGAUUAUUGACCGAUUGGUGGAGGAAGAUGCCCGCGAUAAAAAGGAUGCUGUCACGAAUGGAGAGCCGGCCGCCGAAGAGGAUGUUGCGCCGCAGGAAGCGCAGCCCGUCGACGCGAAGCAGCCAGAACCAGAGCCAGAGCCAGCCGCGGAUGCGCCAGCUCAACCCGAGGCUACUGAGACCGAAGUGAAAGAUAAACAGAUUGAGGAGGCAGCACAGGAGCAGGAACAACCACAAGCACAAACAGAGGAACAGGGUGACGCGGUUCCUGAGUCGAAGCCUGAGCCGGUGACUGACGAAGCUCCCGCCGGAGGACCCGCUGAGCAAGAACAGCAACAAGAACAGCCAGAGCAACCUGCCCAAGAAUCACCGAAACCUGAGGAACCAGCUCAACCCGUCGAUUCCACUACUGUCGACCAACCCGCCGAUACUUCCGCCCCGCAAGACCAGACCGAGAAUGACACUGCUGCAGCACCGGUAGAGCAGGCUCCUGGAGAAGCAGCACCGGAACAGUCUGAGGACAUGGAGCCAAAACCUGCUGAACCAGCUGGAUCUGGUGAGACCGCUGCGCCGCCCGCUGCAGUCCCCUCGGAAAUGAACACCGGCCUGUCAACACCCCUGCCGACAGAAGAAGUGUUGGAGGACCGGCGCAAGAGGAAGCGCCGCAGUCAGAGUCCUGUGCCAACACCGGAAGCGCUCGCAAGUAAAAAGGCCAAAGCCCUAGACGAGACACCCCGAGUCGUAUUGCCGGAAGACCAGGUUUCCGUGGACAAAGAACGUGAGGCACGGGAGGACGGAGCUCCCGGUCCGCAAGAAACCCCUGAAGAACGCGCGGGGCGCGAGACCGCGCCGGAUGAGGCCCCGCCUGUGCAAGAUGAAACAUCCAAGAAAGGCGCGCCCCUGAAACAUGACGUUCGCUUCAAGGGGCUUUUUGCUGCCAAGGAGACGGAGCAGACUCGCCCCGGCUCCCCUCCACCGGCGGAUGCGGUGAUGGAAGAUGCCGACGUCGAGCCUGCCGUGCAUGCUGCUACAGCAGCUCUCUAUGUCGGCGGAUUGAUGCGUCCUCUCCAGCCGGUCGCGCUCAAGAACCACCUGGUCAGUCUCGCGUCCCCUCCGGAUGCCUCACCCAAUCCGGAUGUGGUCGUAGACUUUUACCUGGACCCGAUCAAGACACAUUGCUUUGCUAGUUUUACGUCGGUCUCGGCAGCGUCGCGAGUCCGCACCGCCCUCCACGGUACGGUAUGGCCCAACGAACGCAACCGCAAGACUCUAUUCGUGGACUUUAUUCCGGAAGACAAGUUGUCACUGUGGAUUGAGAAGGAAGAAGGUUCGCGACAGCGCGGUGGCCCUCCCGCGCGCUGGGAAGUGCGCUAUGAGCCAACCGACGAUGGCGUAGAAGCUGUUCUCGAAGAGGUUGAUCCCAGAAGCGCUUCAUCUCAACAUACGCGUGCGCCUGACGCCUCAGGCUUUUCUCGUCCUCCGCCUACCGGGCCACGGGCUGAGAUGGGCGCUCCUCGACGUCCCAGUGGCCCAGUCACGGCCGAUUCGAGUUCACGACCUGGUCAAGGAUUCAAGCCGCUGGAUGAACUUUUCAUGUCUACUACUACCAAGCCCAAGCUCUACUACCUCCCGGUCCCUCGGGAGGUGGCCGACCGGCGUUUGGAUCGGUUCGACGAUUUGCUACGAAAGGGCGAGUUCCCCCGACGCGGAGGAGAUGAGCGCCGUCGCAUCACCUUCGAGGAUGAAGAUUUCUUCGUCGAUAAUGGACCCGACUUUGGUGGUGGGCGCAACCGACGAGGCCGGGGCCGCGGUGGUCGUGGACGCGGAGGGUUCGGAGAUUCGUGGAGAGAUGACCGACGUAGUCGGUAUUGAAAUGAACAGAUAUACCCCUGAUGAUAUACUAUGGAGCUGCCAUGGUUUGGGAUUAGGUACUUGGUGUAAUUGCAAUUUCGUGUACAGUAGGCGAAUGCCAAGUUGGCGCGGGGGAUAAGAAAAAUAUGAUCUACGGGACAAGAAGUGAUUUGAUUUGAGCCAAGAUGGCGAGGUGUAUACUAGGUUGGGUAAGUGUCUCCGGGAGACGAAUCAACGAAUA
This is a messenger RNA of Aspergillus neoniger CBS 115656, 2315 nucleotides long. RefSeq names its product SAP domain protein. Bases 134 to 2095 code for a protein of 653 amino acids. The record is from RefSeq and is a predicted model, not a curated record. The transcript has a single exon. NCBI's taxonomy places the organism in Eukaryota, Fungi, Ascomycota, Eurotiomycetes, Eurotiales, Aspergillaceae.